Messenger RNA from Vigna umbellata (rice bean), 2846 nucleotides. The record is from RefSeq and is a predicted model, not a curated record. Lineage: Eukaryota; Viridiplantae; Streptophyta; Magnoliopsida; Fabales; Fabaceae.
UGAAUUACCUUCACUUGAAUAAAUGAGAUGAAAAAAUAGUGUAUAUUUUUCUUACAUUGUUACACUUUUACUGAUGUAUUUAUAGGAUAGAAAGAAGAGGCAAGGUAUUUGCCUAAAACCCUAGGGUAUAUAGACCUUAAGGGAACCAUUGAGAACAGUUUCCUAUCAGCAUUUAUGUCGUUGUUUUAUUUCUUCAUUUUGCUUGAAGAAUUCAAAUUAUUGGCACACAAAAAUGUACCUUAACUAUUACGUAUAUCUGCUUGUGUAUGAAAUGUUUAUUGAUCAUCAGACCAGAACAUAUGAAUUAGAAAUAUUUAAUCUUCAAUGCCUAUUUCAGUGAUGACAGAAAGCUGGUAUCAUCAUCUUUCUGUUUUCUUUUAAUUUCAUACUCUGUGGAUGCACCUUUCAUUGAUGGUUUAGAGAUUACUCUUUUUGUAGGAGUGACUUCUUGACUGUGGCUACAACAAGACCAGAGACUUUAUUUGGUGAUGUGGCACUAGCAGUUCAUCCAGAGGAUGAUCGAUAUUCCAAGUAUAUUGGUAUGAUGGCAAUUGUACCUCAGACAUUUGGUCGCCAUGUUCCUAUCAUUGCUAACAAGCAUGUUGAUAAAGAUUUUGGAACUGGAGUGCUGAAAAUUAGCCCAGGACAUGACCAUGAUGACUAUUUGCUAGCUCGAAAGCUUGGUCUUCCGAUACUUAAUGUGAUGAAUAAGGAUGGAACACUAAAUGAUGUUACUGGGUUGUACAGUGGCCUUGAUCGUUUUGAUGGUCGGAAAAAACUAUGGGCAGAGCUUGAGGAGACAGGAUUAGCUGUGAAAAAGGAACCCCACACAUUACGAGUUCCGAGAUCUCAGCGUGGUGGAGAAGUGAUAGAGCCACUUGUUAGCAAGCAGUGGUUUGUGAGUAUGGAGCCUCUCGCUGAGAAAGCACUUCAAGCAGUUGAGAAAAGAGAAUUGACUAUAAUUCCUGAAAGAUUUGAGAAGAUUUACAAUCAUUGGCUCUCCAAUAUUAAGGAUUGGUGUAUAAGCAGACAACUAUGGUGGGGACACAGGAUACCUGUAUGGUACAUUGCUGGAAAAGACAAUGAAGAGGAGUAUAUAGUUGCUAGAAAUGCUAAGGAAGCACUUGAGAAAGCUCACAAGAAAUAUGGGAAGGAUGUAGAAAUAUAUCAAGAUCCUGAUGUUCUUGAUACUUGGUUUUCUAGCGCACUUUGGCCUUUUAGUACCCUUGGAUGGCCAGCUACAUGUGCAGACGAUUUUAAGCGAUUCUAUCCUACCACAAUGCUUGAAACUGGGCAUGAUAUAUUGUUCUUUUGGGUCGCAAGAAUGGUGAUGAUGGGGAUUGAAUUUACAGGAACGGUUCCAUUUUCUUAUGUUUAUUUGCAUGGACUCAUCAGGGAUUCACAGGGGAGAAAAAUGUCUAAAACAUUGGGAAAUGUAGUAGAUCCCCUUGACACUAUCAAAGAUUUUGGGACAGAUGCUUUACGUUUCACACUAGCUUUAGGCACAGCUGGCCAGGACCUUAAUUUGUCAACUGAGCGGUUGACCUCCAACAAAGCCUUCACAAAUAAAUUGUGGAAUGCUGGCAAAUUUAUAUUGCAGAACCUGCCUAAUGAGAAUGAUACGUCUGCUUGGGAAAAAAUAUUGUCUUAUAAGUUUGACAGUGAAGGCAUUGUGGUUAAUCUUCCUUUACCUGAGUGUUGGGUGGUGUCAAAACUUCAUUUGCUCAUUGAAUCUGUCAGUGGAAGCUAUGACAAAUUUUACUUUGGAGAAGUGGGACGAGAAAUAUAUGACUUCUUUUGGGCUGAUUUUGCUGAUUGGUACAUUGAGGCUAGUAAAGGGCGUCUUUAUCACUCUGGAGUUGGAGGCAACUCUGUUGCUUCAGUGGCACAGGCUGUUCUGUUAUAUACUUUCGAGAACAUACUCAAAGUUCUGCAUCCUUUCAUGCCAUUUGUAACUGAGGAGCUGUGGCAGGCACUCCCUUACCGAAAACAUGCUCUUAUUGUAUCACCUUGGCCCGAGACUCAACUUCCAAGGAACAAUGGCUCUAUAAAAAAGUUUGAAAAUUUGCAGGCUUUGGUUAGAGCCAUCAGGAAUGCUCGGGCAGAAUAUUCUGUUGAGCCGGCAAAACGUAUAUCAGCAUCUGUGGUUGCAAACAAAGAAGUUAUAGACUAUAUUGCUGAAGAACGAGAGGUUCUAGCUCUUCUCUCUCGGCUGGAUCUACAAAAUCUGGAAUUCACAGAUUCUUCUCCAGGAAAUGCAGAUCAGUCAGUUCACCUCGUGGCUGGAGAGGGACUGGAGGCUUAUCUCCCUCUGGCCGAUAUGGUUGAUAUUUCUGCAGAAAUUGAACGACUAUCAAAGCGUCUUUCCAAGAUGCAGAAGGAAUAUGAUGCAUUAAAAUCUAAACUCAAUUCUUCUCAAUUUGUAGAGAAAGCACCGGAAGCUGUGGUCCGCGGGGUGCGAGAAAAAGCCACAGAAGCAGAAGAGAAGAUCAAUUUAACAAAGAAACGACUUGAAUUACUGAAAUAACUUUCUAUUGUCACAAUAGAACGUUUCAGCUACCGAUUAAUGCCUGUUGUAUCCAAUUUCAUGCCGUGUUAUGGAGAAUCAACAAGAUUGCAGUACACCUGAUGUCAGCAACAAAAAUCGCAGUCUCUCUCUACAUGGCAUCAUCACAAGGGAAUAGAUGUUUUGUCACCAUCAGAUGAGUUGUUGUAAGUGUAGGAUAUCCAUUGACCUCAAUUAUUUUAUUAUAAGUUUGAUACUGGGAAGAAACCAUGAUUGCAAAGUACAUUGCUCAUACCGAUACUGUAUUAUUAUUAAUAAACAACUUCUUAGAAUUCUUCAA